Messenger RNA from Paramuricea clavata, 726 nucleotides. The record is from the annotation of a GenBank genome assembly. NCBI's taxonomy places the organism in Eukaryota, Metazoa, Cnidaria, Anthozoa, Malacalcyonacea, Plexauridae.
AUGAGUGUGCAAUGUUUGGGUGUACAACGUUGCGUGGAAGAUGCCAUCCAUAUAGAUCAAGUUGUAAAUCGAAUUUAUGCCGAACAGGUUAAAAACAUUUUAAAUUAUAUAGGCGGUAGUAUUCAUACCCGGAAGCAUGUGAAAGAGAUGAAAAUUGUUGAGGAAAUUGGUACGGAAUUGAAAAGACUAUUUUGUGUAAUAAUAGCACCUAAUUUUAUACAAGGUUAUCGUUCAAUAUAUCGUGAAAUGUAUAAAAAUAUGGCUUAUUUAGAUCAAUGUAAAAAUGUGUGUAGAUUUUUUAAUAGUCAUUUUUGCGAAUGUUCAUCGUUUCAAGUGUAUAUCCCGUUUGUACCAUUUAAUGAGACAGAUUAUACUAUACGUUAUCAAAUUCGUAAAGUACACGGUUUACCGAUUGUUAAUACUAGGUUAACAGAUGAUUUUUUUACAUUGAAAGAGUCGAUGGAUUUUUUAACAAAGGAAUUUUUGAAUAAUGCAGAUUUAGUUGCUUAUAAAGGCGGUGACAUUGAACGUACUUUGUUAAAUAAUAUGGGUGUGCGCUGUAUUAAUCUUGAAGUAUUAGCAUGUCCGAAAUAUGAUGUGUUGUUGACCAAAUAUGGGUAUGAACAGGAAUGUUGUAAAUAUCAUCUGGGUGAUUAUUUUCAUUGUUCAAAACAUGAGGUGAAAGUAUUUUCGGAAUUUGUUCAAAGGGUUUUAAAAGGACGGUGA